Patiria miniata (bat star) is the source of this 3940-nucleotide messenger RNA. Its product is annotated as borealin-like. The transcript is spliced from 7 exons. NCBI's taxonomy places the organism in Eukaryota, Metazoa, Echinodermata, Asteroidea, Valvatida, Asterinidae. Gene Ontology annotation, cellular component: chromosome passenger complex; spindle midzone; chromosome, centromeric region. The record is from RefSeq and is a predicted model, not a curated record. Gene Ontology annotation, biological process: mitotic sister chromatid segregation. Bases 1 to 993 code for a protein of 330 amino acids.
AUGCCAAAGAAGCGUCGGACUAAGGUGGUGGCAUCGGCUGCCAAGACUGUGUCAGGAGAUGAGAGCGGCAACUCUAGCAACGAGGAGCGACAACAGAAGAUAGAGACCUACCUCAAGGAUUUUGACAUGAAAGUUGCCAACGUCAUUGCUCAAGCUCGCAGUGAGGCCAAGACGAUGUGUAACGCCAUCAAUAGCGCAUUCACCAUGGAGUUAUUUAAACUUCCCAAAAGCAUCCGAGAGAUGACCAAAGCAGACUUUAUGGCUCGCGGAGGCAGCAUCAACAACAACGCCUUGCAGCAUAUCACAGAGAUAACGGACUCGCUCGCAUCCUCCAUCACCACCCAGACCUUGAUGCCUGCAUCCAAGAAACGCAAGGUGACCCCAUCGUCCGUGGAAUCAUCAGCGUCUGAAGCGCAAAGCGGCGUAGGGGAGAUUACAUCUAAGACUGCAACGACUGCAAAGAAGAAAGGAGCAAAGGGCAGGAAAAAGACAACCACAGCGACAACGUCUAAACGUUCAACAAGGACACAGAGUGUACUGACAGCCAAUCAGAAUAUGAACAUGCAGGACAACGCAGAGCCACAGACAGUCCGUAGGUCCACCAGAAGGAAAACCACGCGGAAUCAGUUUGUGACACCUGCGACCAAGACGGGCAAAUCAGGGGCACUAUCAUCAGGCUGGGACACACCCAUGGUCACGCCCAAAUUCGAUCCAAGGUUACCAGUGACGCCGGCUACCUGCGUGAUGCGAGAAGCUAAACGAGCAGAGACAAUCAUCUCUCUGUCGGGCAGUCCCAUCAUCAUGCCACCCAAGAGAGAUCUGUCCAAACCAGAGGUUGUGAUUCCGUUGGCAGACGGCACGGCCCUGACGGUUGGUACCUCGUCUCCCCAAGUUGACUUGACAAUGGACGAAACUGCACGCAGGAACAUCCUCCUACUGCAGAGUAACCUGGCUAAGAUCCUCAAGAGGUGUCCAGUCCAGGGAGAAAGCUAGAAAUUGCAGGAAAAUUUGAGUGCUUUUCUGUGAAAAACACGUCACCGAGUCAGAGAAUGAUAGAAAAGUUAUCUGGCCUGGCCAACAGGCGAAUGAAACUAUUGGAAAAGUUGUGGGAAGGAUUGGAAACUUUAUUCGAAAACAUUUUCUGUAGUCUUCCUUAGGCUGUGUCAGGCUCUUGUCUAAAGCUACUAUCUAUAAUCUGACAGUCACAACUACAUGGGCACAUGUUGACGACAGACAUAGACGUAGCUCUAGGUGCCCAGUAUCAGAUCGUCGCAUCUGUGCAACAAGGUCAUAUCUCCUAAAAUGGGCCGUGUGUGAAAAGCAAGUUUCAGAAUGUCAAAUGGUCGUAUCUCACUUAAAAUAACGCGGAUGUACACACAAAGUCAAAGGAUGUCGAGAUACGACCUUGUUGCACGGAGCGUAGUCGCACGAGAUAUGUCUUUGUUGCAGAAUGGAGUUACGAACUUGUUGCACUGACGCGACGAGAUACUCCCGAUUAUUAGGGAGCUGUGCAAAUGACAGGUAAGAAGUAAAAUGGAAAAGUCCUGGAAAGUAUGGAACACUUUUUUAAAAAUGGUACCGGUAAUCAAAAUUUGCAGUGUUGAAAUGUAUGAAUCUUAUGUGCAUGUUUAGAAUUGUACCCCCUCCUAAUAGAGUUUUCUGUCGUCGAUCAGAGGUAAAAGGUGAAAGACUGGUCUUGUCAAAUUUCAUUGACAACCUCUCCCUCCCCCCAUCCCCGGAAGGAAAAGGAUGAGAAAAAACACAAGAUGUAGCAGAGAUGUAGUCGAGUCCAUCACAAGUCCCUGCAAGUCCAUCACAGGUCCUCCAGUCCCAAUUCAACUCACAAGCUAUGCAAAUCAGCUUUGGCAAAGGCAUUCCUUUGUUAUAGUUCAUCCACUGUUACUCGCGUGACUAGAUUUGUGAUUAGACUUUUGAUUUUACUUGUGACUGGAUUUGUGAUGGACCUGAGAUGGACUCAAUUUACAUGCCGACAUGUAGAUGACUUUUUAGUCCCCUCGCAAUCCAAAAGGCCUGCUUUGCCCUAUAACAUUAAAGGGCUCCAUGCAUAGGUGUAAUUUUUAAAAGCAAACCUUGAAAAUGCUCCUUUGUAAUCCCAUUGAACCUUAUAUUCAAUUUUCGUUUUGCUAUUUUCAGGGAUAUUUUUGUGCCUCUUUGGUUAUACUAAUACGAAUUUCCAUGUUCAUAAAGCUAAAGUGUGAUGUCAUUUCAGGCAGAAACCUCAAUGUUUAAUUUUUCAGCACCAAAAGUUGCCAGAAUUUUGGACAUUUUGUAGUCCUAAAUUUCUUUUUCUUGGGUUAUUCGUUGGUUUGUCAGUACAAAGAAGUAAGCCAAUGAGCAAACUUUUCUCACAAUGUUUUCAAUGAGCAAAUUUUUGCAUUCACAAUUUGAAAGGAAAACCUCUAAACUGAACAGUAUCCUCCUGAAAUGUUAUCACAGCAACAGUCUCGCAGUUGUCCAGAAAAGCAUGGACAAUUUGAAAUGUUUAAAGGAGUGCACUGUUCAAUCAAAUUCACCAAAAAGGGAUGUCAAAUAGUUUGCAUACAGGAGUAAAACGUUGCACGAAAUGUGUUCCUGAUAAAACUUCAUCUCAUGGACCCUUUAACAAAAUUGUACAUACAUGUACAUCUAUAGUGUACGUUACCUGUGGGGUUAUGCUUUAUUGUCCAGUAUAUUAAAAAGUUGACAAAGGUAGCUUCCCUCAUGUUUGUCAUUAGACCUAAGUUUUUAUAAUACUCAUCAUUUUGAUAUUACAAACGAAACCAUCAGAAUAUUUCUGUAGAUUUUGUGUACAACUGAACUCUGUAGAUAAGCUAGCAUUUUAACUUCUGUGUCUCUUUUUAAGGACAUUGUGCAUGUAUGCAAUGUUCAUAUUUUGUUUUCGUAUUUGUGUUUGGAAAAGUAUAUGCACAGCUGAUGAGAAAGUAAUUGAAAAUGUGGUUUCAUGGUAAUAGCGCAUACUAAGCCGACUUGAUAUUUUAACAUUGCUUUGUUUGAUUUUUGAGAGUUCGAAAUUUAACUUUUUGUAACAAGAGACACCGACCUGAUCAUAAUGAUAAAGAUAUAUGGCACUCCUCAAACUCAGCAGAAGCAGAUGAAGAGUUCUUUCCAAAACGCGACAUAAUCCGUUUUAAAAAGGUACAACAGUUUGCACGGUUAUGAGACAUGAAAGAAUUAAACAGUACAACAACUGUUUCUAAAGUUAUUUGUCCCCCGCUCUAUUGUAUUUUUAAGUUGUGUUUAAGAACAUAGCAGCAGUCAAAAUUGCUUUUGGGCAGCUAGGAGAAAGCAGGAUUGCAAAAGUGAACAAAAUGGCGUAUGUCGCUUUUUGGUAGUAAACUUCAGAUGUAAUGAAGGAUAAGUGUAACAAAUUCAGCUGUGUAGAUAUAUCAGUUGAAACACUAUUGACAAUGGUCCUUGGAAAUGCCAUUUGGUUAUUAUCAGGCAUGCAACUUUUCCUCGGAUCAGCUGAUUUCCUCUUUUUUUUACUUCCCAUGUGUGCCAUUGAAAAUAGAAAAACACUGUACAAAGUCUGGGAAAAAAUUUGAAUUUCCUCUUUUUUUGUGAUAUCCCAGUUGCAUGCCUGUAUUAUUACUUCGCACAACAACUGACGGCUGUAACAUAAAUUGUGGAUUUUUUGGUGCAAUUUCAACAAACAUGGAUAGACCAAUCAAAAUGGUGCCUUCUGAGCGUUUCUGACCGGCCACCUUUCAAUGAAUCGGAGUUCCUGAGAGAAGGCCAUUAAAGAAAUUCAUUGUUUUACCGAAGCUAUUCAACAAUAUGAGUAGUCCACUUCUUUUUAUAAGAUGCCUUAUAGUUAUAGCCCUUAUUUUGAGUACGCAACAAUGUCCAAUAGUGUUAAUAGGGCGCAGGAUUACAACUUACUUGGAACAAUUUAUUAAAUCAUUGUAUCAUACCUGUU